UCUUCCAAACUUUCCUUUUCUUAAUUUUACCAAAACAAGAUAAGCCCCCCUCAGUCCAGAGUCUUUUGUAUUCACAUUUUGUUUAAUCGUUUAUUUUGCGGUUGAAACUUUGAAUGAAUCUGCUUCUGCCGUUGCCUUUCUCUUUCCACCCUGAAAGAGAAAGAAAGAUGAGACUAAACUAUGUAUGAAUAAGGCAAAAAAAAGAAAAAAAGAAGACAAAAAGCUGUAGGGUUUGUGGUUUGAAUGUAAAGAGAGUGGUACAUCAACAAUCGAAAGAUCUCAGCGUUUUUGCUCUGUGAAUCUUUUUAGGGUUUCUGAACUCUCUCCUAUUUUCCAUAGCUCCGGCUCUUCCGUCCUCUUUCUUUUGUUUUUCUUCGGUAUACUUUUACUAGAAAUUUUUCUCUAUUGACCCUUUCGUUGUGAAUUUCAUUGGAAAAUCUUUCAGGGUUACCAUUUUCUCCUGCUACUUUCCUUCUAAAGCUUAGAUAUUUCUUGCGGCCGUUGACGGGGGGUGCUGGGUUGUCAUGAUUCUCUCCAAAAUUUGACCUUUUCUUUUUCCGUUUAUAUUUCUGGGUUGAAGCUUUUCUAGUGAACAUUUGUAUAUGUUUUGCCUGAAUCUCUGGGCUUAACUACAAGAAUUUUGAAGUACCUUUCUUCUUAAAUUUGGACAUGGCGAGAGGGAAAAUUCAGAUGAAGCGAAUUGAAAAUGCAACAAGCCGGCAAGUGACCUUCUCCAAGCGCCGAAACGGGCUGUUGAAGAAGGCUUACGAGCUAUCCGUUCUCUGUGAUGCUGAAGUUGCUGUCAUCAUUUUUUCACCGAAAGGGAGAGUUUAUGAGUUCUCAAGCUCUGACUUGCAAAAGACGAUAGAUCGAUACCAUAAAUAUAUUAAAGAAGUGCAAAAUGACAAGCCUGAGAUGGAACGGUACUCGCAGCAACUGAGGCUUGAAGCAGCAAAUAUGGUCAAGAAGAUUGAGCUUCUUGAAGUUUCUCAAAGGAAGCUAUUGGGUCAGGGACUGGGUUUGUGCUCUGUCGAGGAGCUUCAGGAGAUUGAAAACCAGCUCGAACGAAGCUUGAGAAACAUCAGGGCAAGAAAGAGCCUUGUAUUUAAGGAGCAGAUAGAGCAACUAAAAGCAAAGGAGAGACUUCUGCGAGAAGAGAAUGCAAAACUAUCUGAAAAGUUUGGUGGGAAGCAAAGGCGGCCAUCAACUCAACGGAAAGAAGCCGCAAUAUUUGGGAGCCAAAGCAGCCGGAGCUCAGAGGUGGAGACAGAACUGUUCAUUGGACUGCCAGAAAACCGCUGCUCCUAGCAAGCUGGUCUUUGGACAUAGAAAUGUAAUUCGACCCAUCUCAUCUCAUCAAUUAGUUUCAACCGUCGAAUAAUUGCGCGGCUGAAAUCGUCUUUGUACUAGGAAUAAUGCUGUGUGAAUGUUCCUAGCCGUCCUUAUUAGUCUCCAUUAUUACGACAAGUAUUUAUUUUUGAUCCUGCUGUAACUAGUAAGUAUAUAUGUAUCUUACCAUGUAGUGUUAAAGAUCGUGAUGUACCAGUUUUCAUGAAACUUUGAAUUCUGGUGUAUCAUCUUCCUUACAUAAUAUCCUCAACGUACGGUGAGUUCGUAGUUGUUUUAUGUAUAUGUAGUAGCAGUAAUAUUUUCGUUUGUC
Messenger RNA from Theobroma cacao (cacao), 1660 nucleotides. RefSeq names its product MADS-box protein SOC1-like. Gene Ontology annotation, cellular component: nucleus. The record is from RefSeq and is a predicted model, not a curated record. Gene Ontology annotation, biological process: positive regulation of transcription by RNA polymerase II. Gene Ontology annotation, molecular function: DNA-binding transcription factor activity; protein dimerization activity; RNA polymerase II transcription regulatory region sequence-specific DNA binding. Lineage: Eukaryota; Viridiplantae; Streptophyta; Magnoliopsida; Malvales; Malvaceae.